AUGGAUUUGUCUUCGAAUAGACAAAGACGAAGCCAAGCACAAGAGAUUCAUAUUCCAACGGAACUGGUCACAGAGAUUCUCAAGAGAUUGCCUGCAAAAACCCUAAUGAGAUUCAAGUGCGUCUCAAAGCUUUGGGAAUCUCUCAUUCGCUCCAAAUAUUUCAGCAACCAAUUCCUUACGGUUUCAUCACAAAAAUGUCUUUACAUGUGUUUAUCAGACAUCAACGAAGAUGACCCUAAGUCUGUAAUCCUAUCAUUGGUACCAAACGCUACUAAUCCGUCCACCUUUGUAGUUGACCACGAUGUGACCAUCCCAUGGCUAGGAUCCUACAACUUGCAUAAUCUUUGUGGCUUCAUGUGGUCCUCGGAUUCUAAAAUCCCCCGAAUCUACAACCCUGCAACCAGACAACUUGUGACCUUACCCGCCACAAGUCCAUGUUCUCAAGGUUACAAUACGUUCUACUAUUUUGGGCACGACCCUGUUAACGACCAGUACAAACUAAUCUGCUUAAACUCAAGUUAUACAUACAUCAGAAUAUACAGAAAACCAGAGGGUAAUAUAAGAUACUGUCUAAUCGGUGGAGGACCACCGCCAAGUACGUUAAAAAGAGGAAGAAGAAUACUGAAGCGGUGGGUCUUAGUCCUAAAACCUGGAGCCUCUUGGAAAGAGAUGGAUCCUACUUAUAAUCACAUGCCUAUUUCCAGACCAGGACUGUCUAUCAAUGGGAGAAUAUAUUACAUGGCAAAUUAUGUGGUGGUGAGCUUCAAUAUCAGAUCUGAAAAGUUUAAAACGAUCAGCGCACCUAGUGUACACGGAGGGCUCAAGAACAAGAAGGUGAGUCUUAUCGAGUAUGGUGGGAGAUUAGCUCUUUUUGACCAUACCCAUCUUAAACACAAGGGUAAAGUAGCUUUGUGGGUUUUGGAAAAUACCAGAAAAGAAAAGUGGUCAAAGAAGACUCUGGUUUUGCAGCCUUCUCAUCUCAAUUUGGUGGAUAAAACUAAUUUUGAGGUAAAAGGUACAACUCAAAGUGGCAAGGUUUUAUUGAUACCAAGUGAUUUGCGUUCACCUUUUUAUAUUCUGUGUUAUGAUCUACAAAACAAUGAUAUGACAAAGAUUGAUAUCAACGGUCUACCAGACCACUGGUUUGAUAAGAAAGCAGCAAAGAGAUGUUUUAGCCUGAUGUUCAUGGAUCAGAGUGAGAGCAUCUUGUACUUGGGAGACUUGAACUAA
Eruca vesicaria subsp. sativa (arugula) is the source of this 1230-nucleotide messenger RNA. NCBI's taxonomy places the organism in Eukaryota, Viridiplantae, Streptophyta, Magnoliopsida, Brassicales, Brassicaceae. The record is from the annotation of a GenBank genome assembly.